AUGUCCCCGAACAGCCUUCAAGGUAGUGCUAGUCCAGCACCCAACCCAACUCGCCAUGCGAACGAUGGCACCUUUCAAGUUACCGCGUCCUUCAAUCACGGAAAUUUUCCAGAUGGACAAUUCUUUCUAGAAAACGAGAACACGUUUCUGACGGCUGUCGAUGUCUCGAAAUACUCCCAAUCGCCUCUAUGGCCUAAUCUGCUUACAAGAACCCUGAUGCCCCUGAACAACUUCGAACGGCUACCACUUGAGCUUACUACUUUAAUCAUGGAGUAUCUCGAUAUUUCAAGCUUGGUUGCUAUGGCUUCAGUCAACCUUCGUAUGCGAAAGCUUGUGCAGGAACUGCCAGCUGUCAAGAAAAUUCAGCAGAACGUCUAUGCCGCAAGGGCUGUCAAUCGGAUGUAUACCAGCGGCACGGCGAAAUUCUUCAGCUUGACAUAUUUCAUGGCGAAAUUUACGUCUUGGAUAUGUACUCUAUGCCAGCGUCGCGAGUUUGCAGUCGUAUUUUGCUUACUGUUAUGCCGACGGCUUUGUCGUACCUGUUAUGGCCUCUGGAACUUUUGUCCACCACUGCCGGUCACCAUGGCAAUGGAAUGUUUUCAGCUGGACCACGAGGAGAUAACCUGCAAGAUGGGCUCUGCGCUCAUGCCGAUACCACCUUCUGCUCAGCGUCAAUCUUGCUGUGGUCAGCUAAGACGCCCUGGUUGGUACCCCAGAGUUGAAGUCGUAUCUAUCGCUGCGGCCGCAGAUAUUGCCAGAUCAAAAUACAAUAUUGUUGGGGGUCUUGACUAUCUUCAUGACCUCGUCAGCAAUUAUCUUAUGGAACACAACAUUGAUUCCCACCGCAACGCCUUGAGGGAUAUUAUGUUGUGGGAUAAAAGUUUUCCGGGUCUCCUAGAAGCCAUACGAACAUAUUGGUCGCUCUUAGGGGUGGACCCAAAUAUUCAAAGCGAUUUACUUUUCACCACGUUGCCUUAUUUGCAUCCAAGAAGGACACCCCUCAAGGUAGAGUCAGGAUUCUGGUGUGUUGGUUGCCAACGAGAUCUUGUACUCAAGUGUGCUUUCAAUCCUAUACGCACACCGAAUUAUGGUGGUCUCGCAGUCUAUGUACGAGAAGCCUUUCCCAAGCAUCUUAGUACUUGUCACACUGCACGCCAAAUCAAGAAAGGGAUCCUUCUACCCCCUUUUGAAGAGUAUAAAUUGACCAGACACUUAUUCCUCAAGAGAAUGGAGUACUGGCCGAAAGGAUACCGAUGCCCUUCAGAAGUUAUUCGCCUCUACCACAGACGGCCGGGCGAUAGGAACUGGACUGCAACCCAAUUCCGAGAGUGGCACGCAGAGUCAUUGCGGCGAAUUAUUGAACUCGGGGAGCGUGACAGGCAGUGCAGGGCACAAUUGGCUGAUUUUAAACACCAUUUCGACGAGAAGUGUCGUCUUUCCAGUGGAAUCUCUACCAGCCAUACUGUAUGCAAGCUAACAGUAGGAGCUGGCAAUCCGCAAUCGCAUGGAAAGACUGGAGAAAUUGGUUUUGACAGAGGGUUGCACGCAGACAGCGGACGGAGCGACGCAGAGAAGAGUUCGCCGCCGAUGCUGCAGAAACACGAUGACAAUAUGUCUCGCAGCCGUUCAUCCCGGACCGCAGAGCUGGCUGAGGAUUCGCCAAAGUCUUCAUCCACGACCAUUCCACAUGAUGAGACUCGCUCUGACGAUAUGACAUCUACAUCUGGUAGGUGUCAGGUCUCGGAAACAGGAGGCAAGGACGCCGUGCCUGCUACGCUACCGACGAAUGAACUCGCACAGGCUGAGCACAACAUUCACCCUGUACCGGUUACAAAGGGCAACGAGUCCAAGGACCAAAAUGGGAAUGGGAGUCUGGGAUCGGAUCGACCAUCUGAACCUUUUGCUGACAAUCUGCAAAAUCUGGGAGUUUCCAAAGAAAAGGCCUUGGUACCUGGGCUUUGGGAGGUACGGAAGAAUGAAGCGGUUGAUGAUUCAGACGAGGAAAGCGUUGGUUCAAAGAAGAAUGAAGAUGACAGCAAGGAAUCAGAUGAUUCGGACGAGGAAAUUUGA
This is a messenger RNA of Endocarpon pusillum Z07020, 2070 nucleotides long. RefSeq lists its product as uncharacterized. Bases 1 to 2070 code for a protein of 689 amino acids. NCBI's taxonomy places the organism in Eukaryota, Fungi, Ascomycota, Eurotiomycetes, Verrucariales, Verrucariaceae. The transcript has a single exon. The record is from RefSeq and is a predicted model, not a curated record. Gene Ontology annotation, molecular function: protein binding.